AGGCGCAGCGGCGCACUGCGUGCAUUCAAGCCCACAGCAGUCGCGGAGGACAGCAAUUGCUGUCUUUGGUGCGGACGCGCUGUGGCGGACAUCGCUGCCCAGGUCUACACACUAAGACAGUGUAACUAAACUCUCGUUUUGGGACGACUGCGGAACAAUGUGGACCACCCACACAAUGCUGCGGCAGCGCUACGGCUCCUAAAACUGCGUACACCACGAUGCCGCAGCAGCAGCAGCAGCGCGUCUGCACGCCGAUGGUCGUGGUGGCCUUCGUCAUCGGCUGCCAGGUCGCCGUCAUGGUCAUGCACGCGGGCCGGCACGACGCGCACGUCGCGCGCGAGGGGGCGUCGUGGCGGCCGAGCGACUUCGCGGCGCCGGCCGUGCCGCUGCCGACGGAGCGCAGCGCAGCUGACAGCACACAACAAAAGACGACGCUCUCGGCCGCCGAGGAGGAAUUAAUACAAGGAUUACCGACGGCCGCCGAGCGCGCCGAAGCUAGGAAGAUUUUUGAGGAGCGGCUCCAGGGCCCGCUCGCGUUUGGGAACGCCCUCGAGAGCAGCGUCGAGGACGACGACGAGGCCGAUUCUAUACCAGACUUUUAUGGGAAGCCGGCGAUUUUGGGAUUGGAAAGAUGUGCUGCAUUUCGAGAAACAACAUCAGAAUUCAGAAGGGCGGCGACGGCCGGUCUGUUCAACACGGGUACCAACUUACUAACAAACCUCGUGAGGAAGAAUUGCGUCGUGGACAAGGCGUGCCCCGAGAAAAUGCCUCAAAAGCAGAAGAUGGCCAUGAUGGCGCGCGGCGAGUGCAUUGGCUACCCCUUCCAGGUGCCCUGGGGCAAGCACAACCCUUUGCACUUUCGCGGGCGGCACGUCGUUGAUAGAUUGGAUCAUUUCAACAUUUCUGAAGUUUUACCAGCGGUCUUGGUGAAAGACCCGCUGACCUGGGCGCGGAGCAUGUGCCGCACGCCCUACGCGGCUAGAUUCGGUAGAGGUAGUUGUUGUCCUUCGCCCUUGGAUCCGAAUCGCUUACGUGCUAUGAGGAACGUGACCGUCAAUUUUAAAAAAGGAUUCCCCAUGGAACGGUACGCCCAUUUGCUGGAUUUUUGGAAUUCCUGGUACGCUCAGUACUACAAUACUGCGAUCCCGCGGCUGAUCGUGCGGUACGAAGACUUACUCUUCGCUCCGAAGCGCACGGUGCGCGCCGUCUGCGAGUGCGUCGGCGGCAAAUUGAGGAGGGACUUCGACUCGUUUUCGGAUGCGGCCAAAUUCGGGCGGGGCCACGGGGGCGGCGACGGCACGGGCCGGGCCUCGGCUCUUUCGAGGUACGCGUCGGAGGCGACGCGCUACGCGAAUUUGGAUGAGAAUGAUUUGGCCUUUUAUACGAAAAGCGCCCAUCCGGACCUCGUGGACCGGUUUCAUUAUGAAGCGGACGAUGCGAGGCGGCGCGCGGUCGAUUCCAAGGCGUGCCCUAGUUAACCUUAUUUUGUUUUU
Pelagomonas calceolata is the source of this 1493-nucleotide messenger RNA. The record is from the annotation of a GenBank genome assembly. Lineage: Eukaryota; Pelagophyceae; Pelagomonadales; Pelagomonadaceae.